Erythranthe guttata (spotted monkey flower) is the source of this 1369-nucleotide messenger RNA. RefSeq names its product putative protein phosphatase 2C 58. Gene Ontology annotation, molecular function: protein serine/threonine phosphatase activity. The record is from RefSeq and is a predicted model, not a curated record. Gene Ontology annotation, biological process: protein dephosphorylation. Lineage: Eukaryota; Viridiplantae; Streptophyta; Magnoliopsida; Lamiales; Phrymaceae.
CUAGGGACUUUCCAGUAAUUUACUGUAAAAUUAAAAUAAUAGAGGAAGACGCCGAAUCGGAAAGCAAUCGCAAAUGUCAAUCAUAAAUAUGUAAAUUGCUGUACCAAGUCAACACUCUGCAUAAAUUCCUUAAUUAUUUUAUUACCAGUAAUAAUACUGCAAGAUCUGCAGCUUAUCAAAAAAAAAAAAAAAAAAAGUUAUUCAGUAAUGACAGGGAGAGAAAUUCUUAACAAGAUGAAGGAAAAAGCAUGUUUUUCCAGUCCGGUGACACCCGACGCUAAAAAAGGUGGUAAAAGCAGAUUCUCGAAGCGUAUUACACACGGGUCGCAUCUGAUGAAAGGAAAAACACAUCACGCGAUGGAAGAUUGUUUGGUUUCCGAAUUUAAAAUAUUGGACGAUAAAGAAUUAGGUCUUUUUGCCAUCUUUGACGGUCAUAUGGGCCACGAUGUCGCUAGGUACUUGCAAGGGAACCUAUUCGACAAUAUUUUAAACCAGAAUGAAUUUUGGAGUAAUACAGGGAGCGCGCUGAAGAACGCUUAUCUGGCAACAGAUAAGGAGAUACUAGAGCAAUCGUUUCGCUUGGGGAAAGGCGGGUCAACGGCAGUUACUGCAAUAUUAAUGAACGGUCAAACACUUGUAGUCGCAAAUGUCGGCGACUCGAGAGCUGUUAUUUGCAAGAAAGGUGUUGCUAAGCAACUUUCGGUUGAUCAUGAACCGAGCAAGGAAAAGAAGUUGAUCGAGAGCAAAGGUGGAUUCGUAUCCAAUAUUCCAGGUGAUGUACCAAGAGUUGAUGGGCAGCUGGCAGUGGCGAGGGCGUUUGGUGACAAGAGCUUGAAGAGGCAUCUUAGUUCCGAGCCGGAUAUUGCAGUCGAGAUAAUAGACGACGACGUCGAGUUUCUCAUUUUGGCUAGUGAUGGCCUGUGGAAGGUGAUGUCGAACCAAGAAGCUGUGGAGUCGAUCAGAAGUAUGAAGGACUCUCACUCGGCAGCAAAGCAUUUGUGUGACGAGGCUGUUGCGAGGAGAAGCAAGGACGAUAUCUCAUGCAUUGUUGUGAGGUUUCACUAAUAUAUAUAUAUAUUUUAUCCAAAAUAUUAUUUUACGAUUAAUGUUUAAUAUGUUAUUAUAUGUAAUUAAAACGAGCGGAAUUAAUCAUUUUCUCGUGUAAAUUUUCCGUAAAAAAAGUUGUUUGCCCUUUUCCCUCUCUGUUAAUAUUAUAUGAAGAUACACAAUGAAUCAUCACUUCAGGUAUUUGUAUACUAGGAUUUUUUCAUGUUUUUUUAUGAGUGAACCUUUUUUCAUAUUUUUUCUUGGCAUUUUGAUUGGUUGAUAAAGUCUGCCCUAUGUUAUACAAUCUUUUUGAUUUUGGUCC